AUGACAACACCGAAUUGUGUCUCUACUAUUUGGCUUAAUCAAAAUAAUGAAUUCUACUCUUUUACGCAUCGUUUUUUAACCAAGAUUGAUCGCUCUCUAAUUACAUUUUGCGAUUCAGACGAAUGUAUUGACUAUAUUACGAAUUUGAAAGAAGAUGAAAAUCAUAUACUUCUAAUUAUUUCUAUUCAAACACAAUCUUCAUCGACACUUCUGCAGCUCACUAGAGAGCUUCCAAAGAUUAUAUCAGUUUAUAUUUUAAAUUCAGAUGAAGAAGAAGAUCCUCGAAGUUAUGGACCACUGGCCAAAUUGAGUGGAACUCACGCGGAACUGAGAUCAUUAAACUACACUUUUCAACAAUUAUCCAGUUUACGACGACAUUAUAAAGAGCGAUUUCUACAUGAAGAUUUUGUAAUUACCACAUCUUCUACUACAGUCGAUCCUUCAUGUCUCACUGAAUCGAUAGCUACGUUUUCACCAUGUCUUGAUGCACCAAAACAUCAAGAAGCGGAAUUUAUGUACUCGUCAUUUUUACGUGAAAUUUUAGUUGACCUUGACUCGUCAAAAGAAGAAAUGGUCGAUUUUUGCCGUCAACAAUGUGCCGCUAAUAAAAAAGACCUCGACCUCAUCGACGAAUUUGAAUCAACCUAUGCUUCGGACAAAGCUAUCUUCUGGUAUACACGUCCCAUAUUUCUCUUUCGUCAGUUGAAUACAGCACUGAGAGAACAAGAUGUUGAUACUCUUUAUAAACUACGUUACUUCAUCAAGGAUCUUCAUCUGCAGUUGAAAGAACGAUACACUGCAGCUCACUCAAUGACAGAAACUGUUUAUCGAGGAACAAUGAUGAAAAAUUCAGAAUUUGAUAAGAAAAUAAGAUUCAACGUUGGUGGUUUCUUCUCUGUGAGUAGUUUUCUAUCGACAACUUUCGAUCAAGACGUGGCCAAGGCGUUUUCUGAUGAACCGGGGGUUGUCUCUGAUGAACAAGGUAUUUUAUUUAUAAUUAGCAUUGACAAAACUAUAAACAAAUUUAUAUACGCAGAUAUAUCGGAAGUAAGUUAUUUCAAAGGCGGAGAGAAAGAAAUUUUAUUUACAAUGGGAGCAGUGUUUCGCAUUGCAUCGAUUGAAGAGACAGGUAAAAGUUAUUGGGAGGUUACACUGGAACUAACAGGGGAGCAAGAUGAAGAACUGAAAAUGCUUUCUGGACGUAUCAAAAAAGAGACAUUUAAUCCAAACCCUCUUCAUAACUGGGCUAAUUUGCUCUUGGAGAUGGGUCACUACACUAGUGCUGAACGCUAUUAUCACGUGUUAUUGGAAGAUGCUCUAGCUGCAAAAUAUCAUCCUUCGCUGUCUGGUAUCUACUACAAGCUAGGUUCGGUCUACUACAAUAUGGACCAGAAAACGAAAGCAGUCGAAUACUAUGAUAGAUCACUGGAUGGUGCUGUAAAAGAUUUGCCUAAUAGUCUGCCUGUAUUAGCUAUGACCUACAACAAUCUAGGAAUGCUAUACUGUAAACAGCAGGACUAUGAGAAAGCUGCAUCGUAUUACAAGCAGGCGCUGCAGAUAAUAGGUGGAAAUGACCCAUUGCAAACUGCUACGAUUUUCAGUAAUUUAGGAGCACUUUACCUCGAAUGUGGCGACUUUCCACUGGCAUUGGAAAUACAUGAAAAGUCUCUAAAAAUUCUUCUGGACAAUCUUCCGCAUAAUCAUCCGAAUAUUGGCAUGCUGUACAAUAAUUUAGGUUAUACAUAUCUACGACAAGGUGAUCUCGAUAUUGCUCUUGAACAUUUCAAGAAAAGUCUUGAUAUUAAAAUAAACUCUUUGGGAUCACAACAUCCCCUACUAGCUGCCAUUUAUCAAAAUUUGGUUGGUUUAUGUUUCAAACAAUUCAAGAUGAGCGAAGCGUGCGAGUAUAUAAGAAAGAAAUAUGAAAUUGAUUCAAAAUAUUUACCAGCUGAUCAUCCCGUAAUUAAACAAGACUUAAAAUUGAUUGGUAUCAUUGAAAGCUACCCACAAAUGAGUCAAAUAAAGAAAACUUUGCUGGAAAUAUUUUACAGAUUAGCAGAAUUGUGA
Molecule: messenger RNA, 2067 nt
Organism: Didymodactylos carnosus
Lineage: Eukaryota; Metazoa; Rotifera; Eurotatoria; Philodinida; Philodinidae
Source: the annotation of a GenBank genome assembly